AUCAAACCAACCCCCUCCAAGGCUGGGGUGGGCAGGGAUAACCCAGCCACGGGACCCUACAGGAAACCAGCCCAACCCCUCCCUCUCGUCCCGCCACGCGGGGUCGGGCUGUAGCCACGCCUCCUGCCCUACGACGUCCCCCACGCUCCAGAGUGCGAGGGGAUAACGAACCGUCCCGUCGCCCGGCGGGAGCUGCCGGCAUCAUGAUCACUUCCGGUUUCUCUUCCCCCAACCCCCCAGCAGCAGCUCAGGAGGUCAGACCUGCCACUGAUGGUAAUAGCAGCAGCAGCAGCUCCUCCUGCAAGAAGAGAAAGUUAAACAACAGCAGCAACAACUCUGAAAGAGAAGAGUUUGAUUCCAUUUCCUCCUGUUCCUCUUCUCCUUCCAAAAACAACUCAUCAUCAUCUUCCUCCAUCAUCACCACGUCCUCGGGAGGGCCCUCAUCCAACCAUCACCUGCAGAAGAAGCUGCGCUUUGAGGACUCCUUGGAUUUUAUUGGACUCGAUGUGAAGAUGGCUGAAGAGUCUUCCUCAUCCUCUUCUCCUGCUGCCUCUUCUCAGCAGCAGCACCAGCAACAGCUCAAAAAUAAAAGCCUUUUAAUUUCGUCAGUAGCCGUGGGGCACCAUGCAAAUGGCUUGACCAAAGCUGCCUCCUCCACAGUCUCCAGUUUCGCCAACAGUAAACCUGGCUCUGCCAAGAAGUUAGUGAUCAAGAACUUUAAAGAUAAACCUAAAUUGCCUGAAAACUACACAGAUGAAACCUGGCAAAAACUGAAAGAAGCUGUGGAAGCUAUCCAAAACAGUACUUCAAUUAAGUACAAUUUAGAAGAGCUCUAUCAGGCUGUUGAAAAUCUCUGCUCCUACAAGAUUUCUGCAAACUUGUAUAAACAAUUAAGACAGAUUUGUGAAGACCACAUCAAAGCACAAAUUCACCAGUUCAGAGAGGAUUCGCUGGACAGUGUUCUUUUUCUAAAGAAAAUAGACAAAUGUUGGCAAGAUCACUGCAGACAAAUGAUCAUGAUUAGGAGUAUCUUUUUGUUCCUGGAUCGAACUUAUGUUCUUCAAAAUUCAAUGCUGCCAUCUAUUUGGGAUAUGGGUUUAGAGUUAUUUAGGACUCAUAUAAUUAGCGAUCAGAAAGUUCAGAACAAGACCAUUGAUGGCAUUCUUCUCCUGAUUGAGAGGGAAAGAAAUGGUGAGGCUAUUGAUAGGAGUUUGCUCCGAAGCCUUCUAAGUAUGCUUUCUGAUUUGCAGAUUUAUCAAGAUUCUUUUGAACAUAGAUUCUUGGAAGAGACUAAUCGUCUGUAUGCAGCAGAGGGGCAGAGGCUUAUGCAAGAACGAGAGGUUCCAGAGUAUCUUCAUCAUGUCAACAAGCGAUUAGAAGAAGAAGCAGACAGAAUUAUCACAUACUUGGAUCAAAGUACACAGAAGCCACUAAUUGCUACUGUAGAAAAGCAACUGCUAGGUGAACAUUUAACAGCCAUUCUUCAGAAAGGUUUAAACCACCUUCUUGAUGAAAACAGAAUUCAAGACUUGUCUCUUCUAUAUCAGUUGUUCAGUCGGGUCCGGGGUGGAGUGCAAGUUCUCUUACAGCAUUGGAUUGAAUACAUAAAGGCAUUUGGUAGCACUAUAGUAAUUAACCCAGAAAAAGACAAAACUAUGGUCCAAGAGCUGCUAGAUUUUAAGGAUAAAGUUGACCAUAUUAUUGAUGUCUGCUUUCUGAAGAAUGAGAAAUUUGUCAAUGCUAUGAAAGAAGCAUUUGAAACCUUCAUUAACAAGAGACCAAAUAAACCAGCUGAACUGAUAGCUAAGUAUGUGGAUUCAAAGCUUCGUGCAGGCAACAAAGAAGCUACUGAUGAAGAACUUGAAAAAAUGCUGGAUAAAAUUAUGAUUAUAUUUAGGUUCAUUUAUGGAAAAGAUGUCUUUGAGGCCUUUUAUAAGAAAGAUCUAGCAAAGCGGCUAUUAGUUGGGAAAAGUGCAUCAGUAGAUGCAGAAAAAUCUAUGCUUUCCAAACUCAAACAUGAAUGUGGAGCUGCUUUCACCAGCAAGCUUGAAGGAAUGUUUAAAGACAUGGAACUUUCGAAAGAUAUCAUGAUACAGUUUAAACAGUAUAUGCAAAAUCAGAAUGUACCUGGUAACAUUGAACUAACAGUGAACAUCCUGACUAUGGGUUAUUGGCCAACCUAUGUGCCUAUGGAAGUCCACUUACCACCAGAGAUGGUAAAACUGCAAGAGAUCUUCAAGACCUUCUACCUGGGAAAACACAGUGGUAGGAAACUUCAGUGGCAAUCAACACUAGGUCACUGUGUACUAAAAGCAGAAUUUAAAGAGGGCAAAAAAGAGCUUCAAGUCUCUUUGUUCCAGACACUGGUGCUGCUUAUGUUUAAUGAAGGCGAGGAGUUCAGUUUAGAGGAGAUAAAGCAAGCAACUGGGAUAGAGGAUGGAGAGUUAAGGAGAACACUCCAGUCAUUAGCCUGUGGCAAAGCUAGAGUACUGACUAAAAGUCCCAAAGGCAAAGAUGUGGAAGAUGGUGAUAAAUUUACAUGCAAUGAUGAUUUCAGACACAAGCUCUUCAGGAUAAAGAUAAACCAAAUCCAGAUGAAAGAAACGGUAGAGGAACAAGCAAGCACUACAGAGAGAGUAUUUCAGGACCGGCAGUACCAAAUUGAUGCUGCAAUUGUGCGAAUCAUGAAGAUGCGCAAGACUCUGAGCCACAAUUUGCUUGUGUCAGAGGUGUACAACCAGCUUAAAUUCCCAGUAAAGCCUGCUGACCUUAAGAAGAGAAUAGAAUCCUUAAUUGACAGGGACUACAUGGAAAGAGACAAAGAGAACCCAAACCAGUACAACUAUAUUGCAUAAACAUAUGUUGGCCUUUGUUUUUCUGCACAUUUGGUGUCAUACUAAAUUGCCGGUGGAUAAACUAGCCUGUUGAUCCCAUUAUUUGACUUUUUAUACUACCGAUGAAUGAAUGAAAGCGGUGUAAUAGACAAGUAUAGUAGAGUGGACUUUUUUCAGUGGUUAACAUGCCCAUUUAAAGAGUACUAGUUACAUUUUAAGAAGAAUGCUGUUGAACUCUUUGCAUGUUAUUUAGUACGAUGUGCAGACAACUGUAAGAAAGUACCUGGUCUUCGUGAUUCCAUUUGUCUCCGAGUCUGAAGAGGAGUCCCUUGGUAUAUGACAAAUGUUCUUUUACAUCUUUAAACUAUAAAGCAGAAGGUUAAUUAACAUACAGAAAAUAGCCUUUAAAAUGCUUAAACUGCAUGCAAACUUUUAAUUUACUGUACAGGAUAUUGGAUAUAUUUAUCAAGUAGCAAAACGACCAAUGAUUUAAUUCACUCAUAUUUGGAUUUCACCCGGGGGAGGGAAAUAAUUACCAAGUCAAGUUAUACUUAUUGAUGUAGAAAACAUUCUCUGUUGCAAUUAGGAGGAAAUAUAAUGGAAACGGUAUCAAUAUAAAAUAUUGUAAGGUUAUAAAAUAAGUACCAUUCCUUAAAUAACUGUGCCACUUACUUUAAUUAACAAGCUUAGACUUAUAUUUAUAUGGCUUACCCCAAAAUGUAAAGUGUUUACCCCAUUCUUAAUAUAAAACAGCAGCAACAGAAACAGUGACAAUUUUUACUAGUCUUCAGCCCGAGAGUCCAACUCUUUUUGUAAUAACACUCAGCAAAAGAUAAUGUAUUAUAAAAUGAGGCAAAAAGCAACACAGUUCUUGCACACACACAAAAAAAAUACCAAAAACUACAUGAACAAAAAUUACAAAUGGAUUUUAAUACUAUUUUUCUUUGAAACAAUCUAAAUGGCUUGAACUUCACCCUAGAUUUAGACAGGGUGAGAAUCUUAUAGACAUGUCCUGCGUUGGAUUGCUUUUAUGAGUUAUGUCAAGCCAACCUAAAGCUUUAAGAACUCAGUCUUAGACAGUAGCAAGCUUUGCCUCCUAGAACCCUAAGCCUACCUCUCAUGCAGAAAGAUACUUAAAUAUUGUUUCAAGGCAUCUAGAUCCUGUUUUCCUAGUUGACAAGAGCAUUAUUUGGAUCUUCGUGAAACCUGGGAGGAAAAAAUAGCUUGAAUACAGAGCUUCCCCAGACAGUGAGGUUAUUGCUUGAAGUUUUUGCAACCAGAAACUUUUUUUGCUCUAGCAGAAUAUGCCAGGAUUAUAAAGUGGCAGCAGAAGAGUUAAUUUUUCCUAGACAUGUGACAGCUCUGCUACCCCUCCUCACUUUGUCAAUCAUUUGACUCAGUUUCAGCCAUGCGGCAUAGCAAGAUGAAGAAUCUGAUUCACUUUCAGGCAUCUACAGCCCUGAGAAAUGCCAGACAACCCUAGGAGGCAAGAAAAUGUGACUUUAAAGUCACAGUAAUAGUGGUCUUUCCUUAACUCACCUGAUGACUAGCACGUGUAUAUUCCUGAUGAUCUUAUUAUUUCAUCACCGUGUGGCCCUGUGGAGUACAUAAACCGUGUGUGUGUACACGCAUUGUAUCCAGAAUUUCCCCUUCCUGAAUGUUGCUUUUCUUAGUCAACUGCAUGGUGUGAAUUGCCUCUUUUUUUCCUCAAGCUCCUUUUCAUAAAGUGCUCACUUCACAAAACAAAGAAGCUGGGUUCUUCUGCAGUAAAGAGCACUCCUCAUUUCAUAUUGUUCCCUCAGUGCUGACUUCCUAUAACAUUUGCACAGCUCUUUUCCAUGUGAGUUGCAGUAAGAAACCUGUCAAUUUUUUGCAUAGUAGUUAUCAGUCUAAUCCAAUGGGAGACAUUCAGGGUCACUACCUUGGAGAGGCAUAAUAUAUCCAGUGGGGGCAUUUCUUGUGGAGGCUGCUCCUGUAGGGAAUCAGGCAAGCCUAUAACUAUUAACUCAUAAGCAGAGAGCCACCAGGGAGAGGACAACAGUGAAAUUGAGAUCAUGGCUUUUCUAUCUUCAUUAUGUUUAAACUUCUUUCUGUAUCAGUUGCAUUAUGUCUCUCUUCUCCAUGUAUAUGGUGGUUCUGUUUUCUCAAAUAAAAGAUUUAUUUGAAAGAAGAUACUGUUUAUGGAGGGAAGGCUUCAAAAUAUUCACUUUUAAGGGAAGGACGGAAACCAAAAUAUUUGACUGCCCAUAUUCCAAUUUGUUGCAACAGUUUACAUACAACCAAUGCCACAUACUUAAAAAGGAGACUUUAUUAGACUCUCUAUUAGAUAGGCAUUGAAUUUCAACUAUAACCAACCAAAGGUUUUGGUUUUGUGUAUUUUUUAUUUAUCCCAUUUAUUUCAACCAGUAAAUGCAGAGACUAUUGUGUAGAAAACUCAUGUCCUGAAUUGUCGUCAUACUUCAAGUUUUGACACUGAAACUGAGUUAACCUUUUCACUGGCAGUCCAGCUAUUAAACUAACCCAAUGAAUGGCCUAUGAGAACACUGGCUUGACCAGGAACUGAAGAAAAGCAGGGAAAAGCAUGCCCUCAUAUCCCUUUAUUUACCCCCACUGGCCUAUCCACGACAAAUUGUUCAUUUCUUCUGCUAGUGGUUUUCACUCCUGGCUAGUGACAAAGCUGCAGCCAAGAUUAGCAUCCAGCCAUACUUCUUGCUGGGAUCACGUGCCUGCCUACUGAGCCAUAUAUUAAUUUUUGUUUUAGUGGGCUUGGACCACAGCUCAUUUGGCUAUAAAACAGCUUGUCUGUUCGGCCACAUAUUUUUAAUCCUGACUCUUGCAUGCAGUUUAUAGCAGACUUGUUCGUAAGAAAUUGCAGUUUAUUCUUAGAAGUAUAUAUUUUAGGUUUUUUUAUCUUUAUACCCAUAAAUGGACUUUUUUUUUGUCUUGGCUGGUUUAAAAGAAGUGACCAUUUUGUUUAAAUGCUGUAAUUGCGAAAGUGUUGUAAACAUUGAUUUGUUCUAUAGUUCACACAAGGGUGCCAAAGUACAUAGUUAAUAAGAGACCUAACAAAUUUGUUAAGUUGCUUUAGCCAUGAUUUCUAUUUUGAACUUUCUAAUUCUCAUCUUUCAGUCACAGUAUUUUUCGUUUCCCUAAACAUAUCAUUUGCCCUAAUGCUUACUUUUAAACAAUGUUUUAUUUGUGCAUCUAAAAAAAUGUUCAAAUACCAGUUUUUUAGUGAUUUCAUAUAAUAGGAAGAGUAUUUUCUUUGAAAAGUUACAGUAAAGUUGUAAGAGUACAGCAGCAUUCAAAAAAUGUAAUAUACUUUUUGUAUAACAAUUCUUCAGAAGUAUCUCUGGAGUGAAAAAAACUAACCCUGUUACUUUUAAGAAGCCUCUUCACUCGGCUACUAGAAUAUAAAAUUGUGCUUGUUUAACUGCAUCAAAAUGUUAUAGUUAUGCAGAUUUGCAAAUGGGGCAUGUGUCACCAUUGCGUCCUUUAAUGCAAAAAGCAAAACCUUUUUAAUGUUUCAUAACAAGUCUAAAAUGGGUACAGAGAGUCUUUGUUAAGUUGGUAAAUAAUGUAAAUACAUGUCCUUUCAAAGAGUAAGUCUGUUAUCUAGGUAUUUUGUGUCAUUUAAUAAAUAUUAAACAGUUUUGUGUUGAUAAACUCUUA
Molecule: messenger RNA, 6506 nt
Organism: Chelonoidis abingdonii (Abingdon island giant tortoise)
Lineage: Eukaryota; Metazoa; Chordata; Testudines; Testudinidae
Gene: CUL4B
Product: cullin 4B
Biological process (GO): ubiquitin-dependent protein catabolic process
Cellular component (GO): cullin-RING ubiquitin ligase complex
Molecular function (GO): ubiquitin protein ligase binding
Source: RefSeq, a predicted model, not a curated record